CUUAUCUUCUGCUUUCAUCAGCUGUCUAAAUUUUGAGGAAUAAAAAAACUUUGCGUGGGAUCCUAGGUGUGCAAUCGCGGUCUAAUAUAUAUCUGUAUUGAUUUCUGUAAUAAGGCAUUUGAUUGGUUAAUUUUAUUUGCUGCCCCCCUCAGCUGUCUUGUCGUGCAAUAAAUUGUUACUUCCCUUUAGCCGAUGUAAAAUUGUGUUCGCCCCCCUUCAAAGUGUAAGGCAACUUGAAACUUUGCAAAUCUCCGGAAAAUCUCGUUGAAUUUGUCGGAAAUCGUCGCCCGGGAAUAAUCAAUAGCCAUUCGCUGCAUCAAGUCGAGGCUGGAGACAGACUUCACAAAUAUAUCUCAGAUCGAAGAGUGGGGUUGGGAGGCGAAACUAAAGCAAGCGAUGUAUAGCUCUCGGACAGCCUUUCUCGUCGUCUCUGUCCUAUUUCAGGUGGCUAAAUGUUCUUUAGGAGAAACCAAUGUAACAAAGACACCUUCUCCACCCCAGAAGUAUGUGGAAUGUGUAGCUUGCACUGGUUGUGAAGAAUCUUUGGGAAGUUGCAAAGGAGCAUUUGGCUGCUUUACAAUAAUUAAACCAGAUGAUGAGAAAACUGGUUAUGAUGUGACUAAGGGAUGUAUUGAAAGUGCAUUAAACCAUAUGAUAACCUGCGAGAAUGCACACCAUCCUGUCUAUUGUUGUGAUGAAUAUAUGUGUAAUUGGAAUGUUACACCUCCAUUUCCAACAACACAACCAGUAUCAUCUCCUAGCAAACAUGGCAAAAGUGAAAGCACAGAGUUCAUCCUGUUGAGUAUUUUUGCUCCAGUAGCUGCUCUUAUAGUCGGCAUUAUGGUCGUUUGCCUGGUGUAUCAACUUUUACAGAAACGUCAACUUAAGAAUGGUAGAUAUCCAAAUCUAAGGUAUGUUCGGCAUGCAACAACAGUUCAUGAAAAUGGUUGCGGCACAGUAACGGAGUGUGGCAAAUGUAGUUCGUCCAAGUUUUCAAAAUUUGCUCAGCGCACAGCAGCACAAGAUUUAGACUUGAUUCAAGUCAUUGGUGAAGGUCGAUAUGGCAAGGUGUGGAGAGCUCUUUGGCAUGGUGAUGAUGUUGUGGCUAAAUUGUACAUUCCAAGUGAGGAGAAGUUUUUCAAGAAUGAAGUUGACGUCAACAACAAAGUAGGAAAUCAUGAAAACAUUCUUAGAGUACAACACUGUCACACUGCAUUUUUAUGGAAUAAGGUGACAUACAGGUGUAUUGUAAUGGAGUUUCAUGAGAAUGGGUCUCUCUAUGACUUUCUUAAUCAUAGACCUGUCAGUAUAGAAGAGAUGUGCUCUUUAGCUCUUUCUGCUGCUCGCGGAUUGAACCAUUUACAUGGUGAAAUCUAUGGACGUAAGGAGAAGUACUCCAUCGCACACCGUGACAUAAAAUCCAAGAACAUCAUGGUGAAAUCAAAUCUCACGUGUGCAAUCGGAAGCUUGGGAUUGGCUGUCGUCCAUGACAGAUCACAAGAUAAGAUCAUCACAGAGGACAAGCGCAGGGGAACAGCACGAUACAUGGCCCCUGAGGUACUGGAUGGCUCAGUGGUUAAAUCCUUUGAGUCCUACAAACGAGCUGAUGUGUAUUCCUUUGGUCUUGUUUUGUGGGAAAUAACAAGAAGAACGUUUACUGAAGGCAUCAGGCCAGAGCGUUAUGAGCUUCCAUUUUAUGACAUGGUAACAGCAAACCCUGGCUAUGAUGAAAUGAAGAAAGUUGUCACUGAACAGGAGAAAAGGCCGCUUGUUCCCAACAGAUGGACGGAAAAUAGCGCACUUGAAGUUAUGGGUAAGUUGAUGAAAGACUGUUGGAAACAAAAUGCGUCAGCUCGUCUCCCAUCACUCAGAGUGAAAAAGACCUUGUCAAAGCUAAUGGAAAUGGUUAAACCACCACCAACAAAUACAUCUUUGUCAGAAGAAUUGUCAGCCUUUCAGGAUGUCAAUAUACACAUUCCAGAGAACUGUGAGACUGCCAAGGUGUAAAGUCAUCAAAGGGUAUAAUAAUUAGUGUCAUCUAUGGCAUUCACCAGUUAACGGUGAUCAACAGUCAUUUGUUAACAAGUGACACCAUAGAUUACUGUAGCCUGAAUAUGCUCGCAAACCCUUGUGAGGUCACCCAGCUUAUGAUCUCAUCAUGUCCUGACUCAUGAAUGCGGUAACAGAGAAUUAUUCCCUUUCAGUUAUGAGCUCUUUCACUUUUUUUUGUCUUCACCUCCAGACCAAAUAUUGCUAAAGUAGUGUAGCAGUACUCGUCUGCUACAGACGAAAAAUGAUGUAUGAUUACAACUAUUUAAUUAGGAUUAUUUUGUGUUGUUGCACUUGAUAGAUUUUCUGGGUUUUUUUUAUGUAGACUGAAAGAAUAAUUUUGAAAUGUAUUUUACGCCUGAUGCAAUAGAC
Messenger RNA from Orbicella faveolata, 2421 nucleotides. Its product is annotated as activin receptor type-1-like. Gene Ontology annotation, biological process: cellular response to growth factor stimulus; cell surface receptor protein serine/threonine kinase signaling pathway; protein phosphorylation. Gene Ontology annotation, cellular component: plasma membrane; signaling receptor complex. Gene Ontology annotation, molecular function: transmembrane receptor protein serine/threonine kinase activity; ATP binding. Lineage: Eukaryota; Metazoa; Cnidaria; Anthozoa; Scleractinia; Merulinidae. The record is from RefSeq and is a predicted model, not a curated record.